Molecule: messenger RNA, 576 nt
Organism: Botrytis deweyae
Lineage: Eukaryota; Fungi; Ascomycota; Leotiomycetes; Helotiales; Sclerotiniaceae
Exons: 3
Coding region: 1-576 (191 amino acids)
Source: RefSeq, a predicted model, not a curated record
AUGUCCAUAGGAGAGAAAGAAGGGGAGAAAUCGCUUAACCAUGACGGAGAACUUGCAAAGCGUGAAUUUGAGAAAAGGGCAUGUUGUGUUGCAAAUUUUGGAUCGGAGGAGGAAUGCGCACUACAACAAGGGAAGUUGGUAAAACAAAGAAAGAGAUCUGCAGAAGCAAAUCCGCUUUUCAAGCGUGACGGAAGUCUAAUGCCAACUUUGCACAAUGUAUGUAGGGCUAAUAGAAACUUUAGGCGCAAUGCUCUGGGUUUUGCGUAUACGAUUAUGGCGCUUGUUUUGAGUACUGUCACUGCGGUGGCGGUACUAUUGGUGAGGCUGCAUGCGCAGGCAAGUCGGCGGGAGCAGGAGUGUUCCAGGAAACAAGGACACUUGAGAUCACAGGCUCAGACCAGAGAACCAAAACUUCAUCUCCUUAGUCAGAAGAAAACAGAGUGUGACAACACCAUAUUCACGCGAUGGGAUCCGGGGUCUUGGACGCCAGUAGAGAAACCAGGACUCCCAGGAUCCCGUAGAACCUCACAACAGCAAAUUUUCUGCACAAAUCAUAGUCGUUUCCUUGGUGGAUAG